Molecule: messenger RNA, 5276 nt
Organism: Rana temporaria (common frog)
Lineage: Eukaryota; Metazoa; Chordata; Amphibia; Anura; Ranidae
Gene: ROBO3
Product: roundabout guidance receptor 3
Exons: 29
Coding region: 381-4535 (1384 amino acids)
Biological process (GO): cell-cell adhesion; axon guidance
Cellular component (GO): plasma membrane; axon
Molecular function (GO): protein binding
Source: RefSeq, a predicted model, not a curated record
GCUAUGCUCUGUGCACACUCAGCCCUGAACCUGGAAUAGGAGAGGAUGCAAUGUGUGUGUGGCUGGAGCCUGGAGUAUCAUUGUCAUCACUGGAGCGCUCAUGUGUCUGACUGCAGCAACUAAGAGGAGCCAUCUAAUUGCAAGCUCACUGGGCUCUAUGUGGCUGGAGGGUCAGGGGCAUCCGGUGAGCGGAUUACCAUUUUCAGCCAGGACUCAGAAGUCCCCUUCGCAGCUGAGGUCAGGCUGGGAACCCCGCAUGGAUUGGGGAGCAGAUGUCUGGACAGGGAAGUGACUAGGAUCCUAUUGGAACUCUUCUCCUUAUUGCACUUUAUUUGGUGGGAUUGCUCAGGAUCUGCCCUGGAUUAUAGAGGAAGCAGAAGAUGUGGCUUAUUCUUCAUUCCUUUCUUUGGAUGCUCUCUGCGCUCAUCUGUCCGCUUCUAGGCUCUCGUCCCCGUUUGGAGGAUUUCCCACCAAGAAUAGUAGAACAUCCAUCUGAUCACAUAGUUUCUAAGGGGGAACCGGCAACACUGAACUGCAAAGCAGAAGGUCGUCCCACUCCCAUUAUCGAAUGGUACAAAGAUGGUGAACGGGUGGAGACGGACAAGGACGACCCUCGUUCUCACCGCAUGCUCCUGCCGAGUGGUUCCCUCUUCUUCCUCCGCAUUGUCCACGGACGAAGAAGUAAACCAGACGAGGGGGUUUAUAUCUGCGUGGCGCGAAACUACCUGGGAGAAUCUGUCAGCCGGAAUGCAUCUUUGGAAGUAGCAAUCUUACGGGAUGACUUUCGCCAGGCUCCCAGCGAUGUCGUGGUGGCAGCAGGAGAACCGGCAGUAAUGGAGUGCAUCCCUCCACGAGGGCACCCUGAGCCCACCAUAUCCUGGAAGAAAGAAAAUACCCGCAUUAGUGACAAAGAUGAACGAAUCACGAUCCGAGGAGGGAAACUGAUGAUCUCCAACACCAGAAAGACAGACGCCGGAAUGUAUGUGUGUGUAGCCACCAACAUGGUGGGGGAACGUGACAGCGAGCCGUCCCAGCUGGUGGUCUUCGAACGGCCCACGUUCGUCAGACGACCCAUAAACCAAGUGGUCUUGGCAGAUGACAUUGUGGAUUUUCACUGUGAGGUACAGGGUGACCCAGUGCCCACUGCCCGCUGGCGCAAGGAAGAGGGAGAACUGCCCCGCGGAAGGUACGAGAUCCGUAGUGACAACUCCCUCCGCAUCUCCCGGGUGACCUCAGACGAUGAAGGAACGUACACCUGUAUUGCAGAAAACAGUGUUGGCAAAUCAGAAGUGUCCGGCUCCCUCGGCGUUCACGUUGGUCCAUUCUUUCCGCCCCAGCUGGUGACCCGUCCACGAGACCAGAUUGUCGUCCAGGGCCGCACCGUGACCUUCCAGUGUGAGACCAAAGGGAACCCACCCCCUGCUGUGUUCUGGCAGAAAGAAGGGAGUCAGAUAUUGCUAUUCCCCAGCCAGCCGCCACAGACCGUGGGCCGAUUCUCAGUAUCACCCAGCGGUGAAUUAACCAUCAUUGAUGUCCAGACGGGGGACUCCGGAUACUACAUGUGUCAGGCCAUCAGCGUAGCUGGGAGCAUCCUUGCAAAAGCCCUCUUGGAAGUGGAAGAUGCUACAUCGGAUCGUGUUCCACCUAUAAUUCGCAGAGGACCGUCCAAUCAAACACUUGCGGUGGACUCUGCGGUGAAGAUGCAGUGUCACGUGACCGGCAACCCUCUGCCCAGCACCCACUGGCUAAAAGACGGGCAAAGGGUCGGCGGCAGCGACCCGAGGGUCGGUGUCCUGGACAAUGGAACUCUACUGAUAACCCACCUACAGGUGGCAGAUUCUGGAUUGUACACCUGUGUAGCAACAAGUUCAACAGGAGAGACGACAUGGGCUGGAUUCUUAGAUGUUCAAGAAAAAGGAUCUCCAGUAAAUGUUCAGCCUUCGGAACCAAGCCUGCUCCCUAGUGCCCCAUCCAAGCCUCUUGUCACUGACGUCACCAAGAACAGCGUCACUCUGACAUGGAACCCUAACCCACUAAUGAGGAGCAGCCAGGUUACCUCCUACAUCCUCGAGGCCUUCAGCCAAUCAGCAGGCAGCACCUGGCGGACCGUGGCAGAUAACGUGAAGGUGGAAAAACACACAGUGACUGGUCUAAACCCAAACACCAUCUACCUGUUCAUCAUCCGAGCAGUCAGUUCGUCUGGUCUCAGUGACCCCAGCCCUAUAUCAGAGCCGGUGCGCACUCAGGAUGUCAGCCCUACCCGGCAAGGCGUAGACCACCGACAAGUACAGCGGGAACUCGGAGAAGUGGUGGUUCAGCUCCAGAAGCCCAUAAUUCUCACCUCCUCCACCGUGCAGGUCACUUGGACGGUGGACCGUCAAGCUCAGUUCAUACAAGGUUACCGGGUCAUGUACCGCCCCAAAUCCAGCGUUUGGGUUGUCCAAGAUGUCAAGUCCCCGACCGAGCGUUCGGCGGUCCUGGUGGACCUGAAACGGGGGACGGAGUAUGAAAUAAAGAUACGGCCUUAUUUUGAUGAGUUUCAAGGAAUGGAUAGUGAUGUCCUGCUGGUUCGCACACCUGAAGAAGUUCCAAGUGCACCUCCUCAGUCUGUCGCUGUGGUGACUGUCGGUACCAGCAACAGCACCAACAUCAGCAUCACAUGGGAACCACCUCCUGUGGAGCAUCAGAAUGGGAUCAUCCAAGAUUACCGGAUCUGGAUAUUAGGAAAUGAAUCCCGGUACCACAUAAACAGGACAGUGGAUGGAACCAUGCACACUGCCGUCAUCCGAGGACUCGUCCCAGGAAUUCUGUACCGUGUUGAAGUGGCUGCAGCAACCAGUGCUGGUUUUGGGGUUAAAAGCCAGCCAAUCACUAUCCAGAUUAAACCAUCUUCGGAUCACGUGCCCAUAAACGGUGACAGCCUCACCCUAACAGAGCAGAUCACCGAUGUGGUGAAACAGCCAGCCUUCAUUGCGGGUAUUGGAGGAGCAUGCUGGGUAAUCUUGAUGUGCUUUAGUGUCUGGAUAUACUGCCGCCGGAAGAAGAGGAAGGAGCUUAGCCAUUACACAGCCUCCUUUGCUUACACCCCUGCAGUGUCCUUUCCCCACACCGAGGGCUCCAGUCACAUCACUGCCAGACCAGGCUUGUUGGCCACCAGUGCUUCUAAUUAUCCUUGGCUGGCAGAUUCGUGGCCUGCCACCAACCUUCUGAGAAACGGCAAGCCAAAGGAGGCAGCAGUCACCUGCUGCCCAGGAGCCCACAAUCCAUCAGAGAGAUACUACAAUGAUGCAGGGAUUUCCAAUUACAUUGCUCAGACUGAGAAAUUUGGCACAGGAGUCUCGGACGGACCCAUCUACAGCACUAUAGACCCAACCAGCGAUGACAUGAGGACAUUCAAUGGAGCUUUCUCACAGCAGACCACACCCUAUGCAACCACACCUGUUGUACCCUAUGGUGGGCAGACUCUGCAUUCACCUGAGUCGGAGGACAAUGCAUGGAAUGUCCAGGCUGGCACGUCCGGCAUACUGUAUGCUCAGCCCGAUCGCAGCAAGGUGGAAAUCGCUUCAAAAGGCAAUAAACAGAAGUCUGUGGGGAAACCAGUGAAAGCGCCAUCUCUGAAUUGGACAGAGAUUCUGCCUCCUCCACCUCCUGCCAACGAGCUGAACCAUUUCCAAGACGAAGACUCAGACGUGGAAAUGAAUUCGGAAACAGAAGAGUGGUGUCCUCCAUUGCCGGAGAGGACGUAUCUGAUGGAGAAUAUUCCAGAAGAUUGUCCUCUUCCCCCUCCCCGUGGUGAUGCCUCUUCUCCAGCUCAGUCCUAUGGCCAACAGUCCACGGCUACCCUCACCCCAUCGCCGCGAGAUGAGAUGUACGAUUCAGAGGAAAUUCCACGACUCCAGCAAUUUGAACUUCCACCCCAUCCCAGGAGAAUGCCAUCUGGAUCGGUACCAGUUCCAAGAGCCCCCAGCCCUCCCCUGACACAGUCCAAUCCCGCUCUUCAUAUAGGUGGAGAGACACCACGGCACGGCCACAGACGGAACCUCAGUCAAAAUCCAACUGUCAGUGCAGAGAAUAUGGACCUGCCCAGCACAGGAAAGCUGCUCUCAGGAGACAAUCUUGGCACUCCGCCUGGACAGAAAUCCAAAGCCAAGAAGAAGGUGAAAUCCGGCAACUAUCGAAGGGAGGCGAAGCAAGGAGAUCUCCCACCUCCGCCAGAGCCCCCUCCUGCUGAUGAAGAGUUGUUCUCCUCUCGCAUGGAGUGUUCAGCUACAUCGUUGGAGAGAGACACAAGCACUUCGUCCUCCAUGGAGAGAAGAGGAGUUCCAGGGCAGCAGCGAGGAGCUGCAACUCACCCGCUGCACCACAGAGAAGAUGAAGAGAUCAUUCCAUACUGUAAACCCAACUUCCUGUCCCGGAGUCAAAUGUCCAGCAACUGCUCCACUUCGGGAAGCAGCUCGUCCCGGGGGUCUGCGGGGUCCCGGGGUCACCCACAUGGAAGGAGCAAAACAGGAGAGCGGAAAGAGGAGAAAAGAUGAAGAGUGAGAACGGGACAAGUUCUUCUACCCCGGAUUUCCUACAAAGGACAGAGUUCUUCAAAAGACAGACACUUUAAAACUUUUCCAGUAUUUUCCACUCUGCUUAUUUAUGAAAAUUUUCUGGACUUUUUAUUUUUUAUGUUCCGUGUAAAUAAUGUUGCCCGUCUCUUUGAACGAGGCCUUUCUAGAGAUUGGGAAAGCUGGACUAUAUUUAUAAAGUUAAAAAAAAAAAUUGUACAUUCAUUUUUUUUCUUUUUUUUUUGCUGUUUUGAACGUGCCAAGUUUUCUAGCAAGUAUGACGUUUGCACUGUGGGUUGUACAGAACGAUGUGAAUAAGAAGAAAAAGAAAAAAAAAAAAAGCACAAGGCUUCGCUGCAUGCGGUCCCCUCAGACUGGGCGCUGGACAAAGCCAGCGAUUUAUGUAUGCGGAAUGCAAAAGAUGGGGACAUAAUGGCGGAGGCUGGAGGACUCGGUCCGGUACAGGUUCAUGUGCGCACAUAACUUUUCAGAUUUCUCCAGGACUGGAAAAGGAGUCUCAAUUCCUAAUACGUCACACAACAAGCUGGACAGCAGUACAUGGGAGGAGCCUGUUUUGGGGUGGGGGAGGGGCUAAGUAAGACCAUCAGUGCGACACCUCAGUCUUUCACAAGUGACAGCUGUUCAAGCAGCAUCAUGGGACUGCACUUGUGACAGACCCGAAACUAAUUUUGUAUGCUACAAAUAAAGAUUUUUGCUAAAACA